Athalia rosae (coleseed sawfly) is the source of this 6223-nucleotide messenger RNA. It is a transcript of the gene scny, whose product is annotated as ubiquitin carboxyl-terminal hydrolase 36. The transcript has 8 exons. Gene Ontology annotation, cellular component: cytosol; nucleus. The coding region runs from base 1027 to 3738 and encodes 903 amino acids. Gene Ontology annotation, biological process: regulation of apoptotic process; protein deubiquitination. The record is from RefSeq and is a predicted model, not a curated record. Lineage: Eukaryota; Metazoa; Arthropoda; Insecta; Hymenoptera; Athaliidae. Gene Ontology annotation, molecular function: cysteine-type endopeptidase activity; cysteine-type deubiquitinase activity.
CGAGUUAGAUGGGGGGUUACUAAAUCAGGGACGUUAAAUCCUUUGAAUCCGCUGAUCGUGGACAGUAUUUUUAAAACAAUAAUGACUAACUGUCCUUACAACAUUUAAAAAAAACGAGUGUCAAAAAUUAAAAAAUAUACGUCGAACGUAGGUCCCACCGAGAUUUGAACUCGGAUCGCUGGAUUCAAAGUCCAGAGUGCUAACCAUUACACCAUGGGACCCGAUGAACGAUUGCUCAUUAUACACCUUCAAUAAAGAAAUCUCAUUCGUACUCACAUUUACGAACAUAGGUUCACACUUUCAAUUUACAAUCGUUAUUAGAGUAGUUUUGCCACUUUCAAAUGCGUAUAAAAGCUCUGCAGAGCAGAGCAGAGCAGAGCAAGGCAACAUGUAUGAUCAUAUGAACAUGUUAAUAGCUGCUCAAGAGCAAACCAUUGGAACUCAGGAAGGAAGCGGUUCAGAAGCGGUCGCAAAUGCUCAUUAAAUAGUCAUUGUUAAUCGAGUACGGAUGGUACUUUGCAGUGACCAAGGUUUCAUCCUGUUGCUCCAUCAUUUUUAUGGAGGGCUUAAUUUGUGUAGACAGUUGCAAAGCAAUAAUGUUCUUCAUCGCGUUCCUCCUUCCGGAGAUUGAGACGGAUUGAACCAGAGAAUAGGAAUGACUCUGUUAUCAAAACAGCUAAUGACAUUGAAAUCUUAUUUCUUCUUGUGACAUUUCGCUCCACGCCCUUAUUCGAGUUUAAAAAAAAAUAUAUUUUAUACUCUUUACCUGACGAAAAAAUCUUCAAAAUUUCAGUGAUUUCAUUAAAAUUUGGAUUUGACCGUUUCCGCUUUGCUUAGCAAAUGGCGACCAUCAUGGUGUAAGAUAGACCUCGUUUUCGUGUACCAACAAAAAUAUGUUUGUGUUUUUCGCAAAACCCGUGUAGUGAGUGGCUCGUGUUCAAAAGACGAACACAUUGGAUACGGAUGGAGAACGCAUAAGAUCAAAGAAGUUAUACCAACACUACUGGGUCAAAGGGUUAUGCAGUGAUGCCUGCAGUCAGCGUGUGUGAUCCAGUAGCGGCUGCGAUCCGCUACUCACUAGAGUCGAGUCAGUCUAAUAAGUCGAGCGAAGAUUUGUCUGCGGUGAUUGGUGGGAACGCAACGAGAAUUCUGGAAUCAGAAAUAGAGUACAAAGAGGUAGCUGGCUACCAGUCUACAGUAUUGGAGCAACUAAAAGCCAAGUAUAUUGUCUUGAGCUUACCCCAGCACCAACAGCACUCUGAUAAAGCAGAACAGUCUGGAAAAUUCCAGGACAGCUCAGUUUAUUCUACUUCCAAAAAGUCGGAAGACAAAAAGAUGGGACCUAGUCUGCCAGAACCAGCAGUGACACUUUAUCCAACAAACAAAAUCUCCCUCGGAUGGAAGGGUACUUUGCCAGUUGGAGCUGGAAUGUAUAAUGUGGGUAAUACCUGCUAUCUAAACAGCACACUCCAGGCUCUUUUUCACGUGCCGGCAUUGGUUAACUGGCUAUUGUCAGAUCAACAUCACACCUCAAAAUGUGAACAGAAUAUUUUAGAUGGAGCUGGGGAAUGUCUCACCUGUGCAAUGGCCAAAACACUACAAUUCAGCCACCAGAAGUCCAGUGGAGCAAUUAAGCCAUUCUACAUUUAUAAUAAGUUAAAACUUAUUUGUAGAACAAUGGUUCCGGGGCAGCAAGAGGAUGCUCAUGAAUUUUUACGGUAUCUGUUGGAAGGCAUGGAGAGAGCAUUUCUCUCCAGACACAAAGCGACAAAGUUGGACAGUUAUUCCAAGGAGACAACACCUAUUAACCAGAUAUUUGGUGGUUAUAUACGUACCGAAGUCAAAUGUCUUCAGUGUCGUCAUAUUUCUACCACCUUCCAACACUUCCAGGAUCUCUUGGUUGAUAUUCGGAAAGCAAGUACUUUGGACGAAGCACUGUCGAGUUACUUUAGCCGAGAACAACUUGACAACAAUGAUUACAAGUGCGAGGCGUGCAAAAGGCGUGUACCCGCAACAAAACAAUUUAGUCUUGAGCGUCCGCCUAAAGUUCUAUGCGUUCAACUGAAACGCUUCAGCGUUUUAGGAGGCAAAAUCUCGAGACAUAUUGGUUUCAAACAGACCGUGGAUAUGGGACCUUAUCUAUGGAGAGAGCCUGGCGAACCCCUUCGUACCCUGACCUAUAAGCUCACGUCUAUGGUCACACAUAUGGGACCCUCAGUUAAUUGUGGCCACUACACUGCCGUUGCCCAAGUUUCAAGUGGACAGUUUUAUACGUUCGAUGACUCUUGUGUACGCCCGACAAGUCUGAGCAACGUGUUAAGCACAAAUGCAUACAUAAUGAUCUUUGAAAUGGAAUCGCAGUCACAAACAAAGUUGCAGCAUCAGCAACCUGUGAAAAUCAACGGAUUAGUGACAACAAAAAAUUUAUUAUCGAUACCAAAUGGAUGCACAAACAAAACGCCGAAUCCAAAACCGUCAACAUCCGGUAUAAUCACACUAAAUGGUGCAAUGACUUCUUCUGCUAAGAGUAAAGAACCAAACGAAAAGGAAAUAAUUGGGCCACAGCUUCCUCUAACAAAAGUGAUAGGUCCACAGUUACCUUCACAAAAAGAUACUGGAUUCAUCGGCCCUCAGCUUCCACAAAAACUACAAGACAAAGACAAAUCUCAUUUGAGGCUAGUUAUGCACCCCAAAAAUGGCAAAGCUUCAAAUGGUAAUAGCCUAGUACCAUAUGACGGAUCCAGCGAGGAAGAGGAUGCCAGUUCAAAUGCAGAUAAAAAUUCAGCACUUCCAAACAGCAAUCUUGUUCCUAAGUCAACAUUGACAAACACUUCUAAUAAUGGUUUACAGAAGAGUGGUUCAUUGGCAAAAGAGAAUUCUUUUAAAUCUGUCACUAACUUCAAAGAUGCUCAAAAAAGUUCAAAAAGUACUGGGAAUGGCGUGUCAAAUGCUAGUUCGAAAUUACCCAGUCACAAUGGAUCGUCACAGAGUAAUACUAAAGGCCAUAAUGGCACAUCAGCCAACAAUAACGGGGCAGUUCCGUUCUCACUAAGGUGCCAAAACCUCAAAGUGGACGGUAAUUCCAAAGCUGAAACCAAUGGUACAGAAAAGUGGCACAAUCCUAUAAGAGUAAAGACUGAUCAUGAAGAAAGGGUACCGACAAAGGCUGCUGCAAGCAGCAUCAAGGGUUGGCAGGUUUCUAAGGACACACCGUCACCUACCGCAGCUGCCACACCUAAUGGCUGGUCUGUUACAGACAACAAGGAAGACAUUUCCAAAUCAACACACCAUGCUGCAGCACCACCAAGUGCAGCAGCGUUGAGAAACUUCAGUGGUACUAAUCGCUCGGACACAGUAUCACAUCUACUGAAAAUGUCUCAUCGUGGUUACGGCAGUUCCUCGGUAUCAAAUUGGAAUGGGGGACGAGCACACCUUGAGAGAGAGGUUGACACAGAGAGGAGAGAAGAUCGCAAGCGUCACCUAGACUCUGAUGAGGAAGAAAUGGAUAGGGGAAGAGUGAAGAAGGUGAAAGGUCAUCGUGAAUACAAGGAGAGAUCAAACCCUGGCUAUAAUCCUUUCCAGGACUAUCAAACCAGCAAAAGUUGGAAUCGACCUGGAGGAUAUGCUAGAAGGGCCUAUUAUAACGUCUCUCACAGCAGACCCAGGCAUGGCAGCAACUACCGACCCCCUCACUACAGAAACCACAAUCAUUCGCGUGACCAUUAUCAGCGUAGGUAGAAGAAAGUGUCUAAUGUGAGAAACGUUAGCAAGAGCAACGUGCACUCACCAAGAUUUAGUUCGAUUUUGGGCAUUCUAAAUCAUCAACCUACAGUAUAGAAGGCAAACUUUGAAAAAUUUGAGUUAUCUGGAAAAUAACCACAACGUUUCACAAGCAACACAUUACUCAAAGACAUAAGAAAUGAGUGAGUAAUUUUGCUUGCCUGCACUCAAGUGUUCAUGACUCGUUGACUACGUUCUUAAAUUUUUUCGUACAAGAUGGAUCGAACAUCGUCUGACUCUUCAUAAUAUAAUCAGACUUGAGCACCAAGUAUAUAUGACCAGUUCUGAAAGGUACGAGGACUACAGUUUUCUUAAUUAGAACUCAGCUUCAUGCAUGGCUUGAAGGCUUUUUUAUAUAUUUUCAUAUAGAUUACGGGUGUUCAAAGUUAAACUGUAACAACCAAAUCCUUGAAAGCUAUUCUUGAAUUCGAUUUUUUUAUCGUUAAAGAAUCAUAAAAUCAUAAAAGUUUUCACUCAUUUCUAGCCUGUAUGGAGUGGCACUUUGAUGAUGUUUACUUUGAAUGUUGACUGAAACUUUAAACAAACAUUUCAUAAAUUCAACCAUUGUCUAAAAAAAAUAAUUUGUAUUUUCCUCUAGUGUUUUUGGCUCGAGUGUACGGGUCAAUUACUUCACCUAUCUAACGUCAAUUACAACGCCAUUUCAUAUUAGUACUACCCAUAUCUUAGAUAGCGGACUUUGAAUUUCCAAUAACACGGUCUUAAAUUGGGGAUAAUUUUGAUAUGAACUGCCAGUGUCUGCUUAAUUCAGUAUUUUAACAUGUCUCUCUUAAGUUCAUGGAAUUUUGUAAAACGACCGGUUGAACUCUGCUGCCUCGGGCAGGAAAGGUAUUUUAUACUUUCAUAUCUUUGUAACAUGGAUGUCGUUGAGAUAGUUGAUAACACUUCCAUUCCUUUCAUUCGUGUCACAUCUUUCUUGUUGAUAAUAAACAAGCUCUCAGUUCAUUUCACCAGUUACAAUAAACCGUUUCAAUGGAAGAAAUAAAUGUACAUAAGUACAUAUGCAAAUUACCAAAAGAAUAAUUAUUGUACGUUUUUUCACGAUUGAUAAUCCAUGCCAUUAGUGAUCGAUAUAAUUGCUUUGUAGCUGAAGUAAAACCAAUUCCACACACUCAUUGAGUUCGUUUGGGGCAGCCUUAACUCUAUAUCCGUCUCAAUUAGAUGAAAAUUCUGUAAUCGUCUCUUAAUGAACAUUAGAGAUGGUACAAAAGUAGUAAAGCUUUUCACGGUGAUCUAUUUAUUCUAAAUUGUAAAUAUAGAGAAAAAUUUUAGUUGUAGUCUCAGUUCAGGAAUAAAACCUUUUGUUCAGGAGUGAAGAACUUGGUUUAACUUCAGCCUGAAAUGUCAGUAAUUAUGGUGAUUCUACCUUGAAAAAAUUUUUAUCAUGUUUUCAAGACAUUAUGUAUAAAAAGAAAGUCUUCUCUCAACCAUGCGCUCUGUGUGAUCAAUUUCGGAGUGAACAGACUCAUGAUUCCAUCUAAUACAAGCGUUGCUUUAUCUGUUACAAAUAGUACUAGCUACAUCUUCAUAGGUUUCUGAUGUGUAUAGAAAAUGAAUAACAACAUUUGUACUUGUGGUCAUUGGCAAGGAUUGUGGGUUCAAUACUAUGUUCCUGAUUGUUUUGGUUUUUCCAAUUAUUGGAACCAGAGUUUUUUUUUCAAACCGAUGAACGAAAACGCUAUUGUAGUGCGCGUGUUGCAUAAAUAUUAUCUGGCACUGAAAAAGCAACAAAUAUCUGCAAAAACUGAACGAUGCUAUUUUCAAAGUUCUCCGUUUGAGCUUGAUGUUCGAUUGUAUAACAAUUAAAUGAUUUAUUCAAUUUUGAGUGCAAGUGAAUUACUAGAAAAAUUGUGCAUAAUGAAUUAAAUAAUAAUAAUUAUAGUUAAUGUAAAGUUCUUAGUUGAGUAAGGGUAGAGUUUAAACUGCAUAAGAAAUCUUGAAUACAACCAUUGGUAUAAUAAGAAUUAUCUAAAACAAUGAAAGUUAAUACACAAUUUAUGAAAACAAAUAUGGGGUAGGCUAUGAAUUAGGAUGUGAAUUCCAUUGAUGAGAAUAACUGUAACACUACCACGUUUAACUCUUGAUUCACAGCUUACCGCAAUCUAUGAUACCUCGUUAUUUCAUUUUAUGGACUAAGUCUUAGUUGCACUAUAAUAAUAUUGGCGAUGUAAUGAAUAACGAUAACCAUGAAAACUAUUUGUAGUAUAAUAACGAUAGUAAUGCGAUGAUCAUAUAAAUAAUACCAGAUAUCAUUUUUGUAAAAUAAUUAUUUACCGCAGUCGUGUUUCAAUUUCAAAUAUCUAGAUAAGAAUAACAAACGGUUAUUCAAAUAAAACAAAUGAAGCAUGAUGCAAUUGCACAUGAUUAUAACACGUUCUGAAAUGACUAUGAACCUGAAAAUAAUAUUGGAUAAUAUUAUGCUGUA